UUCGUCUGAAGUCGAAAGUUGCCAGACAAACCGGGCUAAGUCUCACAAUUUGCUUUUUGUUUUUCAGAUCUUCUCAUGAUGGACUCCUUGAUGAGCUUCGUAGGUCCCGGGAUCGAGACGCCCGCUGUUGUCGAGCGUCCUCCCUGUAGCUCCAAGAAGACCCAGAAGGCCCUUUAUUACUGUCCCAAGUGCCUGCAUGGCUUCACUCUCAAGAGCAAUCGUAACCGCCACUUCAGAUACGAGUGUGGCCACGAGCCCAGGUUUAAGUGUCCUUACUGCGAGUUGCGCAGCAAGCAGACCUCGCAGAUCUACUGCCACAUCAGAAAGAAACAUCCCGAUGAGAGGGUCUACGUCAUCAACUUGAAAUCCUAACAAAUCGUUACGUAUGUCGUGUAUUUUGACAAACCGCGAGCAGCGUUAUUAUAUCAACCAAUAUAAGUGCAAUAAACGUCUCCACAGCAACAUAA
Messenger RNA from Dinoponera quadriceps, 467 nucleotides. Its product is annotated as longitudinals lacking protein, isoforms A/B/D/L-like. NCBI's taxonomy places the organism in Eukaryota, Metazoa, Arthropoda, Insecta, Hymenoptera, Formicidae. The coding region runs from base 76 to 372 and encodes 98 amino acids. The transcript has a single exon. The record is from RefSeq and is a predicted model, not a curated record.